Stomoxys calcitrans (stable fly) is the source of this 2312-nucleotide messenger RNA. Its product is annotated as triple functional domain protein. The coding region runs from base 69 to 2054 and encodes 661 amino acids. Gene Ontology annotation, biological process: axon guidance. The transcript is spliced from 9 exons. The record is from RefSeq and is a predicted model, not a curated record. Lineage: Eukaryota; Metazoa; Arthropoda; Insecta; Diptera; Muscidae. Gene Ontology annotation, molecular function: guanyl-nucleotide exchange factor activity. Gene Ontology annotation, cellular component: cytoplasm.
GGCAAUUAAUAGAAAACUGGCUCAUUCGGUAGUUGAAAGUCUUUGUAGUAGAAGGCUGAACGGCUGAAAUGGAUUUGCAAGCCGAAAGUUUACACACAUCCAAAACAGAAAAUUUAGGUUUAGCAAACAGCUCAAGAUGUUUAGAAAAGGAGACAGAUAUUGGCCAAGAUCGAAUGAAUAUGAACUGUGAUGAAAUGGCAGAGGAAGCUAAUGAAUUUCAGAGAAGGAGAAAAUUAAUAAUUGAAACGGCACGUAGGCAAUCAAUUGAAAUGGAAAAUAGUUGUUUUUGUAUUCCCAUCAAUACUUUGCAACAACCCGUACAACCCAUGGAAGAAGAUUACCCUUGUACCACCAUUGCCAGUAGUUCUGCUAUUCAACAAGAUGAAAGCUCAUCAAUUGAAAACUAUGCACCGGAAGAUAUAAAACUUUUGCGGAUUACUGAAGGCGAUGAGUCACAUGAAUCAACGACGACAUCAGAAGAAAUAAAGAAACCAAAUUCCAUUUUUGGCUUUAGGAAUGCUUUUGCUACACUGCGCAGAGCUUCAUUAAGAAAGAGAAAAACUGUGCAGCGUUCCCAAACCAACGCAAAAUCCCAGCCAAUUGUUGUACACAAUAGUCGCACUUCACUACCCAUCUGCCCCGCCAAUGAAAGUAAUGAAAAUAAAAAACUGAGUACUAAUGAAUCAACUCAGCCCAUAUUGGAAUCCAUUCUACCCGCUAUUCAACCUAUAUUAGAUGAAUUUAUUGAGACAGAAAAAGCCUAUGUGGAGAGUCUAUGUGGUGGCUUAAAUAACUACAGCGAUAUAUUUGAAAGGCUCGAUUUACCCCAAGAACUGAGGGGGAAAGAAUUUGAAUUGCUGGGUAAUAUAGAGCAAAUUAAGGAGCUCCAUCGUAGUCAUAUUCUGCCAAUGCUUGAAACCAACCGCCUAAAUGGGGAGCAAAUUUUCAAUGAAUUAUUGCAAUUAAUUAAGGAUAAUCAAUUUCAUAUUUAUGUUAUCUACACUAUAAACAAACGUAGGGGUAUGGAUUUGGUGGGCAAGCACAAAACAUAUUUUCAGAAAUUAGGUAAAGAAUUUGGAGAUCGUUUGGGUAUUGGCAGUUUUCUUUUGAAGCCAAUACAGAGAUUAGCCCGCUAUCCUUUGCUUAUAACACAAUGCAUUUCGACUCUUUUUAAAACUCAAAAUAGUCAAACCAAAGCCUUGCUCACUACCUGCUGUCGCUUAGAAACAAAGCUAAGGAAUCUCUUGACAACCAUUAAUGAAUCUGAAUGUGUUAAUGACAUAGAGGAUUGUGAAGAUAUAGAAAAUAUUUUAACUACCUUCCGUAGGGUGGGCAAAUUUGAAGUUCACGAUUAUGGCCGUUGGCGGAGUUACAAUGGCAAAGUUUUUCUGUUCGACAACUGUUUGAUUGUGACAAAAAUUGUGGAAAAAAUUUUGCACUUCAAACGAAAAUAUUACUGCGAUACAGUGAAAAUUGGCAUAAUUGAUAAUGGCUUCACUUUGUACACCGGUCCUCGAUAUGAAAACAAAUGCAAUUUUCUAGCCACAAAUGCAGAGCAAGUGGAAAUUUGGGUCAAAAUGCUGCACGAAGUCAUCACCACAGAUCGAAGUGGUGCGAGUGAUAUUGAAUCUAUGGGAACACUGGAUGAUAAAAGUGAACAAUACAUUCCCAUAGGCUACCAGAAGGUUAGUGAGUUUCGUAUUUUCGAUCAUACUAUGAAUCGAAAAUAUUUGGCGCGGGUGUUUCUAUUCCCCGAAUGCAUUACCUAUGCCGAGAGCAAACGUGAACGCCUAAUACUGCGUGGUACCUAUCCCUUCGAUCAUUUGGGCAUAUCGCCCACAGAUGAAUCCUUCACCUUGUUCUAUGAUCGCCGCCACCAGCAGGAGUGCGAUUUUAUGGGUAAACCGAAACUGAUCAAAGUCUGGAUGAAUUUGAUUCAUGAACAAAUUUCGCAACACUUCAGAAUGAAAAUGAUGCGUUUGGCUGAAAAUUCCAAAGAGUUGGAGCACAUCCUAGAGGCUAAUGAUGAAAUGGAACAGGAACAUAUUAUAUAACAGUUAUUAUAGAUCAUAGGUGUAAAGUAAAGAAAUCUAGUCAACAGUGGUAAAAAAAUGUUUACGAUGAGAUUUUAAACGCUGCAUUGGCAUUACCUUUUUUUAAAAUGAUCAAGAGUGUGCUUUUUUCAUUCAGUGUUUUGCAAAGUGAAAGCUUUUUUGCUGUUGUACAUGAAUUUUACAUUGAGAGUAACUGUUGUUCGAUAAUGUAAGCUGAUAAACUGUAAAUAAAUGUAAUUCUUUUUGUAAUGUUGUCAA